Molecule: messenger RNA, 228 nt
Organism: Cylicostephanus goldi
Lineage: Eukaryota; Metazoa; Nematoda; Chromadorea; Rhabditida; Strongylidae
Source: the annotation of a GenBank genome assembly
AUGCAUCACGUGCACUACUACGUGGGUUACAAUCAGACAGUAAUGACAACGUUGGUUACGGACGAUAUUCGCGACGAUGGUCAACGUGGCAGUGCUUUGGAUGAUGAAGAAUCUUCAUCUCCGCCACCGUAUCCUGGUCUAUUUUUCAAAUUUGGCACAGGUCUUCUGCCGGAACAACGCGACAGUGACAAUAAUUGUAAUAUAAUCAAGAAUGACAUGUGCUUAUAA